Chrysemys picta bellii (western painted turtle) is the source of this 2550-nucleotide messenger RNA. The record is from RefSeq and is a predicted model, not a curated record. Lineage: Eukaryota; Metazoa; Chordata; Testudines; Emydidae.
CACUGCGCCGGAAGAGAGUGACGACAAUAACAAACAGCGGCAGCGGCUGCGCCAGGAGGACGGUGGCGGGGCUCGAGCGGUGCCCGGAGUCCCCCAACUCCCCCCGGGUCCGGCGCUUUCCCAAGCUCCUGAGGGAGCCCCCGACCGCGCUCUGCUGGGUGCGUCCGGAGCCCAUCGGCCGGACCCAGCCGCAGUGAGGAGCCGCUGUUGCCGGUCACCGCAGGAUGGUGCGCGGGGCCGCCUCGCCGCUGUGGGUCUUUUACUCUUGUUUUGAACAGUCAUGCCAUUCUGUUGCCAAAAUCAACUGAAGCAAAUGUGCACCUUAUUAUCCUGCUGUGUUUUAAAGAAGGUGGUAGCUCUGUAUAGCUCCUGAAGUGGAAAAUUAUGGGCCUGAAUUUUGGUAGUGUGUCAGUGGACAAGAGUGAGGUCAGAAAGACGGCAUCGGAACACGAGGACCCCUUCUCAGAUGGCAUAGACUUCACCUCUUUCCUACUGUCAGAUCUAGUAGGUACAGCAUCUGUUUCUAAAUGAUACUACCAAAGAGGAAGGUGUAAACUUCAGGAACACACAGAAAUCAUCAUGAAGUUAUAUGUAUUUGUGGUCAACACUGGAACUACCCUCACCUUUGACACAGAACUUGCGGUACAGAAUGUGUCCGACCUUAAACAUGCAAUCCAAACCAAGUAUAAGAUUGCCAUUCAGCACCAGGUGCUGGUUGUCAAUGGAGGGGAGUGUAUGGCAGCAGACAGAAGAGUCUGUAGUUACAGUGCUGGAACAGACACAAACCCAAUUUUCCUGUUCAACAAAGAGAUGAUCUUAUGUGAACGCCCACCAGCUAUUCCCAAAACCACAUUUUCAGCAGAGAAUGAGAUGGAAUUAAAAGUUGAAGAAUCUCUCAUGAUGCCUGCAGUGUUUCACACGGUAGCUUCGCGGACACAGCUUGCUGUGGAAAUGUAUGAGGUUGCAAAGAAGCUUUGUUCCUUUUGUGAAGGUCUGGUCCAUGAUGAACAUCUUCAGCACCAAGGCUGGGCUGCCAUAAUGGCCAAUUUGGAAGAUUGCACAUAUUCUUAUCAAAAGCUGCUUUUCAAGUUUGAAAAUGCAUAUUCAAACUAUCUGCAGUCCAUAGAUGAUAUUAAGCUGAAACUCACACACUUGGGGACAGCUGUUUCUAUAAUGUCCAAGAUCCCACUGCUGGAGUGCCUAACCAGACAUAGUUACAGAGAGUGUUUAGGAAGAUUGGAUUCUUCUGUUGGGCAUGGAGGGGCAGAAAGUGAAGAAACUGAAGAUGAGAAGUCUGCUGAACUGGUGCUUUCUUCUGAUAUACCUAGAGUGCACAAUAAAUCACUUUUAGCCUCAUUUUGCAAGUCUGUGGAACAUUCAGCCCUGGACAGCACAGAUCCUGGAAAUGUCAAAGAAAAUAGGGAAUCCAGUCAAAACAUUACUGUUGAGAACAGUAAAACUUCAGAAGAGCUUAACGAGAGUGAUCUGCCUUCCUUCAAUGUCUCUCUGUUGGACUGGAUAAAUGUUCAAGAUAGACCUAAUGAUGUGGAAUCAUUAGUCAGAAAAUGUUUUGAUUCUAUGAGCAGACUUGAUCCAAAGAUCAUUCAGCCCUUUUUGGUAGAAUGUCGACAAACUAUUGCCAAACUAGAUAAUCAGAACAUGAAGGCGAUUAAAGGGCUUGAGGACAGGCUUUAUGCAUUGGACCAGAUGAUAGCUAGCUGCAGCAGACUAGUAAAUGAACAAAAAGACCUUGCUCAGGGAUUUUUGGCUAAUCAGAAGAGAGCUGAGAACUUGAAAGAUCCUUCUGUGCUACCUGAUUUGUGUUUGAGUCAUGCAAAUCAACUGAUGAUUAUGUUAACUAAUCACAGAAAACUGUUAGAUAUUAAGCAGAAAUGUACCACUGCCAAACAAGAGCUUGCAAAUAAUCUACAAGUCAGACUAAAAUGGUGUUGCUUUGUGAUGCUUCAUGCGGACCAAGAUGGAGAGAAACUGCAAGCCUUGUUUCGCCUUGUAACAGAGCUGCUAGAAAGAGUCAAGAUUGUAGAGGCUCUCAGUACCGUUCCUCAAAUGUACUGUUUAGCUGUUGUUGAGGUUGUAAGGAGAAAAAUGUUUAUAAAACACUACAGGGAGUGGGCUGUUGCUUUAAUAAAAGAUGGGAAACAUCUAUAUGAAGCUGAAAAGGCAAAAAGGGAAUCUUUUGGGAAAUUGUUUAGGAAGUCUUUUUUAAGGAAUCGUUUGUUUAGGGGCCUUGACUCUUGGCCUCCAUCCUUUUGUACACGAAAGCCUCGCAGGUUUGACAGUGAACUUCCAGAUAUCUUAUUAACUGACUUGCAGUUUCUGCAGUCUUUUUGUCCUUCAGAAGUGCAACCAUUACUCAGGGUUCCCAUACUUUGUGACUUUGAACCUCUUCACCAGCAUGUACUUGCUCUACAUAACCUGGUAAAAACAGUACAAAGUUUGGAUGAAAUGUCACAGACCAUUACAGACCUGCUGAAUGAGCAAAAGGUAUUUUGUUUUUGUUUGGUAAGGUUUUAAGAAAAAAGUAGAAUA